AUGAAGUUUAUAGAUCAGUGGAAAUAUGAAAAAGGAAUAGUUGAUUUCCUGUCACAAGAGGCUGAUCGUGAAAGUCUGGUCCUCCUUUUGAGGUCAUGUCUCCUAUGGUUUACUCUCAAAGCAAAAGUAGCAGAUCAGCAGCCGAAAGGAUACAAACGCACUACAGACAGACUUGUAAAGACACUAGGGAUGACUAAACCACUGAUGCCGAUGAAUGUGGUGUCAAAGUUUGGAGUUACUAAGAAUUUUAUUGUGUAUAAGUUUUACUUCAGUGUUAAACAGAAAGCAACAACCUCUCCUCUUUGGUCAUCUGCUAGGCAGCUGCGAAGCAGAAACCAAGCACAAGCCCAAGCAGUGUUUGUAGAUCUGGAACCCAUGGUCAUUGAUGAAGUUUCCUCUGGCACAUACCAUGAGCUCUUCCACCCUGAGCAGCUCAUCAUGGGUAAGGAAGAUGCUGCCAAUAACUAUGCCCGAGGGCACUAUACCAUUGGCAAGGAGAUCCUUGACCUCAUGUUGGGCCAAAUUCAUAAACUGGCCAACAAGUGCACAGGUCUUCAGGGCUUCUUGUUUUUCCACAGAUUUGGCAGGGGAACUGGUUCUUGGUUCACCUCCUGGCUCACGGAAUGUCUCUCUUUUGACUAUGGUAGGAAAUCCAAGCUGGAGUUCUACCCAGCCCUUCAGAUUUCUACACUUGUACUAGAGCCCUAAAAUUCCACCCACACCACCCUGGGGCACUCUGAGUAUGCCUUCAUAAUAGACAAUAAGGCCAUUUAUGGCAUCUGUUGUAGAAACCUUGAUAUUAAGUGAGCACCCUACACUAACCUAAAUAGGUUCAUAGGCCAAAUUAUGUCCUCCAUCACUGCUUCCCUGAGAUUUGAUGGAACCCUAAAUAUUGAUAUGACAGAACUCCAGACCAACCUGUGGUCCUAUCCCUGCAUCCACUUCCCUCUGGGCAUCUAUGUCCUCAUAUGGUUUAGCUCUGUGUCCCCACCCAAAUCUCAUUUUGUAGCUCCCAUAAUCCCCAUGUGUUGUGACAAGGACCUAGUAGAAGAUGAUUAAAUCACGGAGAUGGAUAUUUCUGGUGCUGUUCUCGUGAUAGUGAAUAACUCUCACAAGAUC
Molecule: messenger RNA, 1119 nt
Organism: Sapajus apella (tufted capuchin)
Lineage: Eukaryota; Metazoa; Chordata; Mammalia; Primates; Cebidae
Product: putative tubulin-like protein alpha-4B
Exons: 3
Biological process (GO): mitotic cell cycle; microtubule cytoskeleton organization
Cellular component (GO): cytoplasm; microtubule
Molecular function (GO): structural constituent of cytoskeleton; GTP binding
Source: RefSeq, a predicted model, not a curated record